Molecule: messenger RNA, 1347 nt
Organism: Glarea lozoyensis ATCC 20868
Lineage: Eukaryota; Fungi; Ascomycota; Leotiomycetes; Helotiales; Helotiaceae
Product: EPT/RTPC-like protein
Exons: 3
Coding region: 1-1347 (448 amino acids)
Biological process (GO): RNA processing
Cellular component (GO): nucleus
Molecular function (GO): RNA-3'-phosphate cyclase activity
Source: RefSeq, a predicted model, not a curated record
AUGCUCGAACGGGUCACUUUAUCCACUGCCGCAAGGCUAUACACGAGGCGUAUAGGCAACAACCACCGUACUGCAUUCGCUCUCAGAAAUUCCCCGUCGGACGUGAUGGGAUCCUCCACAAAGGCUGAGCCUCAAAGACCAGUCGACCUAGAUGGGAGAGUGGGAGAAGGCGGCGGCCAGCUAGUACGCAUUGCAACGGCAAUAAGUGCAAUUACUGGCACGCCGAUCCGCAUACAUCAUGUGAGAGCGAACAGAGCCAGAGGAGGUCGUGGUGGAGGUCUUAAAGCACAACAUGUUGCUUGUAUGAGAUACUUAGCAGAUGCCACAGCAGCAAAAUUGAUAGACUGCGACGUAGGCAGCAGCUCAGUUGAGUUUUGGCCGACACUGUCACCCCCUCAUCUCCUUAAACGAGAUGUCAAAAUCGUGUCGGACUCGGUGGGGAGUAUAUUGCUUGUGUUCCAAGCCCUCCUUCCUUUCCUCGUCAUGGCGAGCUCGACCGACAACACCCCUAUCACCUUGACAAUAGAAGGCGGUACCAAUGUCAGCUUCUCGCCAUCCUUCGAAUACGUCGACCAGGUUUUGCUGCCAGCCCUUGAAAGAUUUGGUAUCAGUGUAGAGCGAAAGUUGGAUUGCCGUGGAUGGUCUCAAGGCAGCCGACAAAUAGGCUCCAUUCGGUUCACAAUCAACCCUCUUCCAUUUGGCCAGACUUUGGAGUCUCCGGACUGGCCAUCAGAAAGAGGCGAAAUCGCCCAGAUUGAUGUCUCUAUGGUUGUUCCUGCAGCGAUGCAUGAUGAUAUGAAGAAGGCAUUUCUUGUGGAGCUGAACACUGUAUUCCCAGAGGUCAACGUCGAAGUCUUGCUAGUCGAGGACAGUGGGCACAAGGCGCGGAUGUAUGCUCUUCUUGUGGCACAUACGUCGACCGGUCUACGAUUCGGUCGAGAUUGGCUUUAUGACAAGACAUCGAAGAACAAAUCUCCAGAAGCGCUGAGCAUUGAAAUGGCUCGUGGGAUAGUUGCUGGUUUGGAGCGUACCGUUUGCAGAGGAGGUCUUGUGGAUGAGCAUCUCCAAGAUCAGUUAAUCAUCUUUCAGACUCUAGCCGCAGGGAUGUCAGUAAUCCCGGGCUCCUUGGAAACCUUGAAUUCGAGUCGGGAACGUGUUGAGAAGACCGAUGAACCAUUUGGAGACGGCACCAAACAUACCACUACGGCACGAUGGGUCACUAGUCAGGUACUGCCGACGGAAGUGAAAUGGAUUGACAGGGGUAGAGUCUGUCAUGGAGUUGGCUGGAAGAAUGAACCCUCGGAGAGUGGUAUUGUGGAGAAAAGCACAGGACGUAUAGUCACAUGA